This is a messenger RNA of Eufriesea mexicana, 1269 nucleotides long. RefSeq names its product putative malate dehydrogenase 1B. Gene Ontology annotation, molecular function: malate dehydrogenase activity; oxidoreductase activity, acting on the CH-OH group of donors, NAD or NADP as acceptor. Gene Ontology annotation, biological process: malate metabolic process. The annotation marks the transcript as partial. The transcript is spliced from 6 exons. Lineage: Eukaryota; Metazoa; Arthropoda; Insecta; Hymenoptera; Apidae. The record is from RefSeq and is a predicted model, not a curated record.
AUGACAACAGAUAGAUGUUUGACUGUAAUAGCUGGUAUCUUAGAAGAUUAUAGUUUUAAUUACAUAUGUUUUAUCGCUGAUAGUUUAUCUACAAUAUUACCAAAUUUUCAUUAUAAAAGUAUUAGUAAAAGUUCUACAAAAUGGGAAGCUCACAAUGUAAAAAAACAAAAAAUCAAGUCUUUACAAAUACAAGAAAAAUUUCGUCGAAUAAUGAUAAUAGGAGCAGGGAGGUCAAUGUGUCUAGACCUAGUUCCCCAGUUGUUAAUGACAAAAGAACUCUGGACAACUCAUGGAAUUAUUAUUAAUUUAUAUGACCAACCAGGAUGUUUCUUUAAACUUAGGAGAAUUUUUAGAGAUGCAGGAACAAUAGGUGCUGGUUUAAAUACAGUAAAUAUUAUGGAAAAUAUUCCUGAUGGAUUAAAAGACUGUGAUAUAUUAAUUUAUCUUGAUAGUUUUGUGCGAGAAGAGUAUGAAGGAACAGAUAGCUGGCUGAAACGAAAUUAUAAAAUGAUAGAAAAUUUAUCUAUGCAAAUAAACGAAUAUGCACCUUCACAUAUGAAAAUAAUUUUUUGUUCAAUGAGUAUUCCAUGUUUUUAUGCAAAUGUCAUGCAUGAACUUGUAACAAAAUUAUCAAAUACAAACAUUGUAGUUGCUAGUGCUCAUUAUGGUUUAGAACUUAUAUAUACAGUUGUAAAUUCUCUGGGCCUUACUCAACAAAAUUUUGGUUGUCCACCUGUUUGGGGCUUUUUGGGAAUCAAUCACUUUGUAGACAUUCAUCAUAUGAUUCAAAUGUACAAUAUGUACCACCCAAAUAAAAGAGCUCUUAAUUUAAAUAAAAAUAUAGUACUACCAUUUGGAGUUCAACAUUCAGAAUUAAGAUGGUUUUUUUAUAUGGCACAUGAUAAAAAUCCUUAUAAAGAUCACUUCAAACGUAAGGCACUUGUUCGAUAUCAAGUAGGCAGAUCAGAAGAUUUCCCAAAAUGCAGAGCAAUUUGUGAUCUUCUGAAAUUAUGGUACAGCAAGAAAGAAAGCAUUGGAGAUGAAAUUAUAUCAUUGGGAGUUGCAUCUAAUGGCUGUUUUGGUAUUCCAAAAGGAUUAGUAUUUUCACAACCAGUAUAUUUAAAACAAUGUGAAGAUGGCUCACGAAUAUGGAUCCCUUUCAAAGAUUUUCCAAUGCCAAACAUGCCAAUUUCUAUAUUUCAAAAUUUUAUAGACACUGCUAUUAAUAUUAAAGAAAAAAUAAUUAAAUUAAGGAAUAAUUCUAAUUUG